Arabis nemorensis is the source of this 1269-nucleotide messenger RNA. Lineage: Eukaryota; Viridiplantae; Streptophyta; Magnoliopsida; Brassicales; Brassicaceae. The record is from the annotation of a GenBank genome assembly.
AUGAUGCUAAUUUCUAUUUCAUAUAAUCCUCAUCAUCUCUCUUUGAGAACCCACCAUCGCAAAUUCUUAUCUUGUUCCAUAGAUUCGCCUACUCCUUCAAUCGCUCGCAAGUUGAUCAAGGACUCGAAGCUGUCUAGAGAUUUCGUUCCAAAGAUUAAAGUCGUAGACUAUGCUCCACUAAUCCAAAGCUUAAGCCUCCGAAGAUUGCCUGAUUUAGCUCAUGAGGUCUUUAUCCAAUUGAAAUCAGACAACUUGCUGCCUAACUACACAACCCUUUCCGCUCUUAUCCUCUGCUUUGCUCAAAAUGGGUCUGUUCAACGAGCACGUACGAUUUGGGACGAGAUUUUAUACAGCUCUUUCGUGCCUGAUCUCAUUCUUAUCUCAAAGCUCGUGUCUGCUUAUGAGCAGAUUGGUUGUUUUAGUGAAGUUGCCAAAAUCACUAAGGACGUAAGUGCUAGGCAUUCUAAGCUGCUUCCUAUUGUAUGUUCACUUGCUAUUUGCUGUUUUGGGAAGAAUGGUCAGUUGCAAUUGAUGGAGGAUACGAUAGAGUUACUUGAUUCAAAGGAAAUCUCCUUAGAUUCUGCCACUGCUAAUGCAAUUGUCAGAUGCUAUAGUUUGUUCGGUACCUUGGAAAAGAUGGAGCAUGCGUAUGGCCGUGUUAGGAGGUCUGGAGUUGUGAUAGAGGAAGAAGAGAUAAGAGCUGUGUUGUUAGCGUACUUAAAACGGAGGAAAUUUUAUCGGCUACGUGAGUUUUUGUCAGAGGUUGGUCUUGGUAGAAGAAAUGUGGGGAAUAUCUUGUGGAAUUCUGUAUUACUGUCAUAUGCAGCUGACUUUAAGAUGAAAAGCUUGCAGAGAGAAUUCAUUGGAAUGCUUGACGCGGGUUUCGUUCCUGAUCUUACCACCUUUAACAUCCGCGCCCUUGCGUUUUCUAGGAUGGCUCUUUUUUGGGAUAUACAUCUCACUCUCCAACAUAUGAGACGUUUGAACAUUGUUCCAGAUCUUGUGACUUUCGGAUGUGUGGUCGAUGCAUACGUGGAUAGGCGACUAGCAAGGAAUUUGGAGUUUGUAUACAACCGAAUGAACUUGGACGAUUCUCCUCUUGUCUUAACCGAUCCACUUGUAUUUGAAGUACUGGGGAAAGGGGAUUUCCAUCUUAGCUCAGAAGCUGUUUUGGAGGCCAGUCAACGGAAAAACUGGACGUACAGGAAGCUGAUUGGAGUGUAUCUCAAGAAAAAGUUUCGAAAAGACCAGAUUUUCUGGAAUUACUAA